AUGAGCUCCUCUCCUUAUCGUGUUCUGAUCUUCGAUAUUGGGGAUGUUCUCUUCACUUGGUCCCCCUCUACCAAGACAGGGAUAUCUGGAAAGACCCUGAAAUCAAUCUUGUCAUCAGACAUUUGGUGUGAAUAUGAACAAGGUCGGCUUUCAGAAGCCGACUGCUAUGUGAAAGUGGGCGACGCCUAUAAUCUAGAGGCUUCCGAGGUCAAGGAGGCAUUCUCACAGGCUCGCGACUCCUUGAAGGUCGAUCAUACAAUUUUAUCUUUCUUACGCAAAAUUAAGGACAGCUCAGGAUCCAAGCGACGGAUCUAUGCGAUGUCAAAUAUUUCCAAGCCUGACUACGAAGUGCUGCGCACCAAAAUAGCCGACUGGGGUGUUUUUGACCAUAUAUUCGCUUCGGGGGAGGUAGGUAUGCGUAAGCCAGAUCUUUGUUUUUACAAGCAUGUUCUUCAGACUAUAGAUGUUCGACCAGAAGAAGUCAUCUUUGUUGAUGACAAGUUGGAGAAUGUAAUUUCUGCCAAGUCACUGGGAAUACGUGCGAUACAAUUCAAGGAUGUCAGAAGUCUUACCCGAACUUUGGGGAACUUAUUGGGCAAUCCAAUUUUGAGGGGAAAUAACUUCCUCUCAAGGAAUGCCAAGAAUAUGGACAGUACUACGGAUACUGGGGUUCGCAUCAAAGAUAAUUUUGCGCAAUUGCUGAUUUUGGAGGCAACGCAGAAUGAAGAAUUAGUUGCACUGGAGCAUCACAAAAGAAGAUGGAAGUUUUUCAUUGGCAAGCCUUUGUUGACGACACAAGAGUUCCCGUUCGAUCUUGAUACGACCUCGGCUGCAUUGAUUAUCCAAGAUCAUUCAAACGAGCAUAUAAACUUCAUGCUCGACGACAUGCUUGGCUUCAUGAGCAGUGAGGGGCUCAUAAUGACCUUUUACGACAAAUCACGACCACGCAUUGAUCCAGUGGUCUGCGUGAACGUACUCCGAGCAUUCUACAAGUACGGACGUGGGAAGGAUCUCCAGCGCACCCAGCAAUGGAUUCGACAGGUCCUCUACCACCGUGCAUAUUUGGACGGAACCCGAUAUUAUCCGACAGCAGAGGCCUUCCUCUAUUUCCUCGGGCGCUUUCUGGAGACAAUAUAUGGAAAGGAGUUUGAGUUAUACCGGGAUCUGAAAUCUUUGGCUGCAGAGCGCGUCCGUGAACGUAUCGGGGCCGAUGGGGAUCCCUUGUGCCUUGCCAUGCGAAUACUCGCCGGGAAAAUGGCAGGUGUUGAGAAUCCGACUGACUCAUCGACCCUGCGCUCGAUGCAAUGCGAGGACGGAGGCUGGGAUGCGAGCGUGGUCUACCGAUACGGAUCCUCGGGGCUCAACAUUGGAAAUCGCGGGUUGACUACGGCGCUAGCAAUCCAAGCGCUUGAGACAAGUGGAGAGAGGUAUGCGAAGAGACGGCUGGAGGCCACGGUUGUGCCCAACACUAAGAAGGCAAAGUUGGGUUCGGAUGAGGCGAGAUUGGAGUACUUCGUGCAUGCUAACGCACCUGAGAGCCAAGUGAAUUUGAUGUCUAGUGGCCUUGAAACGUAG
This is a messenger RNA of Penicillium odoratum, 1575 nucleotides long. RefSeq names its product HAD family hydrolase. The coding region runs from base 1 to 1575 and encodes 524 amino acids. NCBI's taxonomy places the organism in Eukaryota, Fungi, Ascomycota, Eurotiomycetes, Eurotiales, Aspergillaceae. The record is from RefSeq and is a predicted model, not a curated record. The transcript has 4 exons.